AUGCUGAACAAAAUUAAAGUAAUUGGCAAGGUUUCACCGAUUAAAAUUAGGGAAAAUCUCGAUCAAAAAAAAGAAAAAAUUACAGUCUAUUUUAGUUUGCUUGUUCCGGCACCUAGCCGUUCUUUAACUAUUUUACGUUGCGUUGCUCAAGGAGAAAAAGCCGAAAAACUAGAAAAAGAAAUCAAGGGUGAAGAAAUAAUAGAAAUCAAGGGUUAUCUCCGAAAUGAAAAACAAGGACGGCAGGUAUUAAUAAAAGUCUUAGAUUUUACUAAACUAGACAUAGACUUCGCAAAUAUCGAUAUUAAUCAUUCUAAUCAAGUUCAACUGUUAGGAAAAAUAAUUACUGAUUUAAUCCCGCGUCAAAAUAAUAACGGUAAGGUUCAAGUGGUUUCUUUUAGACUUCUUGUUCAACAGAAAGGAGAUGAACGGUCAAUUUACUUUUGCCGAAUCCACGGAGAAUUAAUCCCCGAAGCCACCAGCCAGUUAAAAAAAGGUGACAUAGUUUUAUUAAAAGGAUUUUUACAAACAGCCAAAAUAACUCCGGGGGAGGAAAAAGAAAAUGGAGAAAAAGAGGAAAUUACCCGAAUUUCUUCGAUUAUUUGCUACGCUUUUGCCUUGCUCUAUAACGAAUCAAUUGAAUUAAACUGGGUUACUAGAAAAGUAGAACAAGUCGAUUUUAAUAAACCCAAAGAAGAUAAUAAUUAA
Entrophospora sp. SA101 is the source of this 705-nucleotide messenger RNA. The record is from the annotation of a GenBank genome assembly. NCBI's taxonomy places the organism in Eukaryota, Fungi, Glomeromycota, Glomeromycetes, Entrophosporales, Entrophosporaceae.